This is a messenger RNA of Sinocyclocheilus anshuiensis, 651 nucleotides long. It is a transcript of the gene tmem256, whose product is annotated as transmembrane protein 256. Gene Ontology annotation, cellular component: membrane. NCBI's taxonomy places the organism in Eukaryota, Metazoa, Chordata, Actinopteri, Cypriniformes, Cyprinidae. The record is from RefSeq and is a predicted model, not a curated record. The transcript has 4 exons. Bases 59 to 403 code for a protein of 114 amino acids.
GUAAUGACAUCAGUUUCCUGCAUGUGCUUACAGUUGUUCCCUGGUUAUUUCAGGAGUCAUGAACGCUGCUUCGCUGGUCCAGAGGUUAGCAGGGAUUUCUGGAGCUCUUGCUGUCGCAGCAGGUGCAUAUGGUGCUCACGGAUUCAGACGCAGCGAAGCGAGUGAUUACCAGAGAGAGUUGUAUGAUACAGCAAACAAGUAUCACAUCUACCACAGUCUGGCAUUGUUAGGAGCCGCUCGCUGUAGAAAACCUGCUCUGGCAGGUGCAGUCCUCCUCGCUGGCAUGGGCUGCUUUUGUGGUCCCCUCUACCACCAGGCCUUAACCAAUGACCCCAGCUUCAGCAAGCUGGCGCCAAUUGGAGGCUCAUUGCUCAUCGUUGGCUGGGCUGCGAUGGCUCUUUGAACUUUGACCCCAUUUGGCAAUUUGGCAGACCUUGACCCUGUGAUUUCAACGUUCUCAGAGAUUGUUCCGUUUUGUCAUUUAAACAAGAAAAGAAGAGCCACAGGGGGGAUGAAGAAGAGAGGGGUGGAGAAUUUCACAUUUUAUCUAACCCCAUUUUUAGUCAUGUCUGGAAAGUGAUGAUAAGGCUUUGGGAUCAAACAUAAUUCUUUUUUUUUUUCACACUGUCACAGGCAUCUUUAUUUUGUCAG